Molecule: messenger RNA, 840 nt
Organism: Closterium sp. Naga37s-1
Lineage: Eukaryota; Viridiplantae; Streptophyta; Zygnematophyceae; Desmidiales; Closteriaceae
Source: the annotation of a GenBank genome assembly
AUGGCCAUCUGCGCGCGAAAUGCGGUUACCCCGUGGGCGGUUUUCGCUAGCAGCGCCGGCGUCGCCGCGUUGCUGGUCGCGUGUCUCCUGAGCGAAAGCGGGGCGAACAUCGCGAACGCGCAACCCGCGCCCGCGGGGGACCCCGACUGGGUGGUGCAGUGGCUACAGGGCACCGAGCCAGACGCGCAACCCGCCCCCGCGGCUCUCGGCUGGGCGGCGGAGCUGGUCCAGAGCUCUGAUUCGCCGGCGCAAGAAGCUGUGCAACCCGCGGAACCCGCGCAACCCGCGGAACCCGCGCAACCCGCGCAAGGCGGCCCUCCCGCGGACGAUCCUGACUCCGACGAUCAGGAUCAGGAGGACGAUUCCUCGACCGCGGGGGAGCCUGACUGGGAGGCGCAGAUGCAGUCGAUUCUCCGGCAGGUGGCGAACCAGACGUUCCUCAACAACUUCGCCCAGGACUUUACCUUCUUCUUCCUAACGGAGCAGCUGUACAUCGAUCGGAAUGCAACCAUCCUCAUCCCCACCAACGUCGGCUACUGGCGCUACGCAACCCAGUGGAACACGCUCACCCCCAAGCAGAAGCGCCGGUUACUCCGUUACCACAUUCUCAAGGGCCGUUACACUGCGCAGCAGCUCCUGGACGCCGCUCCGCUCACCCUCUUCCCGACUUUCAACCAGAACCUGCCAGUGAACAAGACUCUUAAGCCGAACGAAGUGUACUUCCAGUCGGUUCCGCCGACGAGGUUCGUGUCGCCGCUGAGCGUGCCGAAUGCGGGACUGACAGAUAACAUUGCUGCGCAUGGCGUGACGAUGGUGCUCAUUCCGCCCAACCUCAACUGA